Molecule: messenger RNA, 2811 nt
Organism: Neurospora tetraspora
Lineage: Eukaryota; Fungi; Ascomycota; Sordariomycetes; Sordariales; Sordariaceae
Exons: 2
Coding region: 186-2654 (822 amino acids)
Biological process (GO): ribosome biogenesis; endonucleolytic cleavage of tricistronic rRNA transcript (SSU-rRNA, 5.8S rRNA, LSU-rRNA); maturation of SSU-rRNA from tricistronic rRNA transcript (SSU-rRNA, 5.8S rRNA, LSU-rRNA)
Cellular component (GO): preribosome, small subunit precursor; nucleus
Molecular function (GO): U3 snoRNA binding; GTPase activity; GTP binding
Source: RefSeq, a predicted model, not a curated record
CGAGUGCCCCGCCAUUGACAUUGUCCAUCACCGAUUCGAUACUCGAUAUACAGAUUAGACCAGAGAGGUUCUCGAAUUCUCUCUUCAGUCCCAACCCCCAGCCUCUUCAACGCCUCUUCAGGUCACCCAUCCUGGCUUCAAAUUCGCUCCCCUUUCGAUUCAAAGCAGGCGGCGAUUCCAGCAAAAUGCCCGGCGCCGUGAGCGGCCACUCGCAUCGGCCAACGACCAAGACGUCGAAUAAGUCCUUCAAGUCGCGCCAUGCUACCAAGGGUUCCCUCCGGAAUGCUGCCAAAGGCAAGGUAGCCGAGGAGAGAGGUGUGCGCAAGACCCCCCAUCAGCAAGUCAUGUCCAAGUUCGACCGUCGCAACCGCAACAAGCAGCUCCAGCUGCAGAAACACAAGGAACAUCUCCAGGAGACUUCCAUCUUCGCCGGCAAGGAUGGCGCCCCCAGGAACGUUGCCGUUAUCCCCCUGUGCAGCGACGGCGACGCUGUCGAAGCCAUCAAGUCCCUGAACGCCAGCAUCGAUAUCGAGACCGAGGUGCCUGAGGGCGCAUUCCGCGUUCCCGUCGACAGAUUCAAGCAGAAACUCCAAUACUUCCCCCUCAAGCGCGACCUUACCGCCUGCCUGGACGCCGCCAGAGUCGCCGACUAUGUCGUUCUCGUUUUGUCCGCCGAGGAAGAGGUUGAUGAGAUCGGUGAGCUGAUCCUGCGCAGCGUCGAAAGCCAGGGUCUCUCUACUCUCUUUACCGUUGUCCAGGGCCUCAACAAGAUCGAGCCUCAAAAGCAGAGACUUUCCGUUCUUUCGUCUCUCAAAUCCUACAUCACCCACUUCCACCCCGAGCAGGAUAAGGUCUUCAGCCUCGACAACAGACAAGAAUGCUCCAACCUUAUGCGCUCGCUGUGCAGCACUACACCCAAGGGCAUUCGCUGGAGAGACGAGAGGAGUUGGAUGCUUGUGGAGGAGGUCAAGUUCGGCGAGUCUACCGUGCUUACCGGUGUCGUCAGGGGCAAGGGCUUGAAGGCCGACCGCCUGGUGCAGGUUGGCGAUUGGGGCACAUUCCAGGUUGAGAAGAUUACAGCAGCUCCCUUGGCCAGGAGGAAACGGGGAGAGGAGGGCAUGAACGUGGAGGAGGGCGCUGAGGAGAUUCUCGACCAGCCUACCGAGGACCGCGACGAUCUUGUCGACCUUGCGCCCGAGGAGGUUCGCAUGGAGGACGACGACGACGAAAUGAACGACGGAAUGACCACAAUGACGACUUCGAAGAAGGGUGUUUUGUUGGACGACCACCACUACUUCGACGAGGAGGAGCUCGAGGCUUAUACUGCGCCAAAGAAGCUUCCCAAGGGUACAUCAAAGUACCAGGCUGCGUGGUACCUGGACGACGAUGUGUCUGAUUCCGGCUCAGAUAUGGAGGAGGAUGACGAGAUGGAGGACGACGAAGAGGAGGAGGCGGCCAGGCCAGAGGAUGGUGAGGAGGGUCUUGCUGGUUACGCACCAACAGAAGCAGGACAGACCGAGUACCCACAAACCGAGGGCGGCUUCAUUCAGCCUGAUGCUGAUGAGGAUGCCAUGCAACUGGAGGCUUUCCGCAAGCAGAAGCGGGACGAGGCUCGGGAUGACCUCGAGUUCCCUGAUGAGAUCGAGCUCCACCCCCACGUUCUUGCCCGGGAACGUCUAGCCAAGUACAGAGGUCUCAAGAGCUUGAGGUCAAGCCCUUGGCAGGAGGAUGAGGACCGCGCAUAUCAACCAGAGGAUUGGGAGCGCUUGUUGAAGAUCCAAGACUACCAGGCCUCCAAGAUCAGGGCGUCUAGGGAAGCUCUUGUCGGAGGUGUUGCUCCUGGCACCCGUGUCCAUGUCUACCUCAAGGACGUGCCCGCGACCAUCCAGCAAUCCUACAACCCCAGCCAGCCCGUUACUCUGUUCUCCCUGCUCAGACACGAGUACAAGAAGACUGUUGUCAACUUCCUCAUCAACCUGAGCGCGGACGCUGCCGCACCCAUCAAGGCCAAGGAGGAGUUGAUUAUGCAGUGCGGCCCCCGCCGCUUCGUCAUCAACCCGCUCUUCUCCCAGGGCGGCAACACCCCCAACGACGUGCACAAGUACUGCCGGUACCUGCACCCCGGUCAGUCGGCCGUCGCUACCUUCAUGGGCCCCAUCACAUGGGGUGCCGUGCCCACGCUCUUCUUCAAGAGGCAGGUGCCCGGCUCCGUCCUCGACGAGGAUGGCGAGCCCGUCUCCAACCUGCCGCUCAGCCUCGUCGCCACCGGCACUGCCCUGCCCCCCUCGACAUCCCGCGUCGUUGCCAAGCGCGCCAUCCUUACCGGCCACCCGUACCACAUCCACAAGAAGAUCGUCACCAUCCGCUACAUGUUCUUCAACAGGGAGGACGUUGAGUGGUUCAAGGCUCUGCCUUUGUGGACCAAGCGCGGAAGGAGCGGUUUCAUCAAGGAGGCGCUCGGUACCCACGGUUACUUCAAGGCGACCUUUGACGGGCGCAUCAACCCUCAGGACUCUGUUGGUGUCAGCUUGUACAAGAGGGUGUGGCCCCGGAGUGCCAAGCAGCUGGAUGCGCCGCUGUUGGAUGCCGCAGAGCUUCUCCAGCAGGCGCAGCAGCAGCAGGAGGUUGAUGAGGAUGCUAUGGAUGCGGAGUAGAUUACGUUGUCUGUUUGGCUAAUAGACUAGACGUGCGCGUUAAGGGUAAAAACCAGGGCUUAAUGAACGGCGUUUGCAUGGGAACAAAAAGAUGAAUGAUAUCUCUCGUUGGUUUUAUCUUUGGUCGGGUUAUAUAUAUACUGUUUAGGGAAUUGCA